AUGCCGAAAAACAUUAUGUCAAUUUCCGCCCCGGAAGAUAUUGUCAACAACUUCGAAAAGAAGGUCUUUUGGUAUUUUCAGCUCGUUGGACAUCAGGAGCUCAAGAAGACUUGGGAUGUCACUGUAGAACAUUGCCAUCUCCGGAUUGAGUCCGUAGCUGAACGCCCUGAUGCCUCCGUGACCUACCGAUUCGUGGUGGCCCAAUCAAUGUGCGGCCCCCAACUGCAUCUUCAUGGAGGAUGUGCUGCUACUCUCGUCGACAAUCUUACGACCGUGCUGAUCAUCGCUGCGGCCACGCCGGGUCGAUUCUCGGACUCGGGCGUCAGUCGCAAUAUGCGCAUGACCUUCCUGCAUCCCCUUCCGCUAGGCGCCGAGGUCCGGGCGGUUUGCCGCAUGGUCAAUCUGGGAAGACGUAUGGCGUUGACAAGGGCUGACUUCUACGAUAUUGGAUCCGGGGAUCUCUGUGCCAUAGGCGUGCACGAAAAAGUCAAUAUGGACCGCGAGCAAGGAGGCAGGCUGUAG
Aspergillus japonicus CBS 114.51 is the source of this 522-nucleotide messenger RNA. Its product is annotated as PaaI family thioesterase. The transcript has 2 exons. The record is from RefSeq and is a predicted model, not a curated record. Bases 1 to 522 code for a protein of 173 amino acids. Lineage: Eukaryota; Fungi; Ascomycota; Eurotiomycetes; Eurotiales; Aspergillaceae. Gene Ontology annotation, molecular function: fatty acyl-CoA hydrolase activity.